Messenger RNA from Prorocentrum cordatum, 213 nucleotides. NCBI's taxonomy places the organism in Eukaryota, Dinophyceae, Prorocentrales, Prorocentraceae. The record is from the annotation of a GenBank genome assembly.
AUGCCCGUGCCCUGCUUCGAGAACCUGUUCUCUGAGCUGACGUUCUACGGCAUCGCGCUCGUGUCCACGUUCUUCAUGUACACGUUCUUCCCGGAGGUGUGGCUGCACGACUUCAUGUUCAUGCACUACUUGGCCCUCUUCACCGUCCCACUGAUUCCCCUGGCCUUUGCCUACAUGCCGAUGUUCGCGUCCAGGGCGUAUCUCUUCCUGUGA